Messenger RNA from Sycon ciliatum, 1081 nucleotides. RefSeq lists its product as uncharacterized. The transcript is spliced from 4 exons. Bases 114 to 467 code for a protein of 117 amino acids. Lineage: Eukaryota; Metazoa; Porifera; Calcarea; Leucosolenida; Sycettidae. The record is from RefSeq and is a predicted model, not a curated record.
AUACGUAACGUCGUUAGUCGUUACCUUCGCCGUCUUCGGGAUUCACGAUACAGUCAUAACUGUGCGUACCUAGACUCUGUAGACCAGGUAGACUUGGCUGCGGGGCUGAGAAAAUGGAUCCCCGAAAGCUUGAUUUGGACGCCAAGGGCAAAGCCCAUCUUCCCAAGAACUACAAGUUGAGUCCGGCGGAGAGCGAUAUCAUCAGCCAAUGUGUUGUCCAAGGUACUAUCCUUUCUGCUGGGUAUGCAUUCAUGGUGGGCGGGCCAACGUAUCCGUUCUUAGCAAUGAGAUAUCCUGACAUGCCGAAGAAAAAUAUUGUGCAAAUUUCCGGAUUAGUCAUCAUGCUGGCAUUUGGUAGCAUGGCAUGUGCAUCGUGGUGGAGAGGAUUUCGGCGGGUGAAAAGUCUAGAGAAUUCCCCUCUUGCUGAUGUCAUCAAUCACAACGCCGAGUGGAGCCGCCGGAAGUAACUUACGGCACGAGGCGUGGACUUUUAAACAAACACGAGUGUGCCAAACGCUGAUCUGGCAUUCACAAAGGUCACGAUGCGUCACUGCACUGGCAAGAAAUCUGUGUGCAAUGCAGCGACUCAAGAUAUGUCCAUGCUUUGGUGACACGUGGUGCUAGUGCAGGACAGCAGCUGGAAAGCACAAGAUGCUUGGCUCGGAAGAACAUUUGACCCGUGCCGUGCCCGGCAGUCCGAUGGGUGUGCUGUGCGGAGUGAACUGACUGCUCCCAAUGCACGCAGGAUGUAAGAGAUGGCCGGUUCGCACGCCGUGCCCUCACUCAGAUUUACUCCUUCUGCCUGACUGCUCCACUCUGGCUUAACUGCUCCACUCUGGGUGAACUGCUCCUCUCUGGCUGAACUGCUCCUCUCUGGCUGAACUGCCGACAUGUAGGCUGAACUGCUCCUCUCUGGCUGAAGUGCUGACAUGUAGGCAGUAUGCUGAUAUGUAUAUUUAUAGCUCUGCGGCUGCUGAAUAGCACCGGCAUAUUGUUGCCGAAGGCUGCUCCAUGUCUUUGAAAACUGAUCAACAUUUUAAGUUAAAACUGGUACAAGCUAACUAUCUUGCUGAAGCCUGAA